Messenger RNA from Geosmithia morbida, 723 nucleotides. RefSeq lists its product as uncharacterized. The record is from RefSeq and is a predicted model, not a curated record. Gene Ontology annotation, molecular function: DNA strand exchange activity; structural constituent of ribosome; single-stranded DNA binding. Gene Ontology annotation, biological process: DNA recombination; positive regulation of mitochondrial DNA replication. The coding region runs from base 1 to 723 and encodes 240 amino acids. The transcript has 2 exons. Lineage: Eukaryota; Fungi; Ascomycota; Sordariomycetes; Hypocreales; Bionectriaceae. Gene Ontology annotation, cellular component: mitochondrial large ribosomal subunit; nucleus.
AUGAACUCAGCAGUGCCGACACUCCGGAUGGGUCAGCCCAUGACGGGGCUCCCGAAGGCGUGCGUCCGGUCGAUAUCUCACAGCAGCAAGCCGCGCAAGGCGUCGACGGGGUUCGUCGGACCCCCUGGCCACGGCGAGAAGAUUUGGAUAUGGAGUCAUAGGAGGACAGAUCAGACCAUCUAUACGCUACGGAACCGUCUUGAUAUCCCCUACAACGGCAAAAAGCUCAAGCCGGCCAAGCUCCGGCCGGACUACUGGUCCCGUAUGGCGACGGUCGAGCUCCCCCCCGGCCAGGGCGUCAUCGGCCGCUCCAUCUACCAGAAGCUCCGGGAGCUCAAGAAGCUGCAUGAGCUGGAGUGGGACGACGACAUCCGCGUGCGCCCCGAGUCCGACUUUAGCAAGGCCGACGUCAAGCAGGCCAAGAAGGCGCUCGAAGAGGGCCGCGAGUACAGACCGAUGCGCAGCAAGAGGGAGCGCGGCGUCGCCCUCAACGCCCAGAAGAAGAACUCGAUCGCUGACCUGGCCGCCGUCCUUGCCGGGCAGGGCCGCGGCAACAGGCUGGUCACCUCGAACGACGAGGCCGGGGGUGAGGGCGCCGGCGAACUCUUGCCCGUCACCGUCAACUGGGCCAACGACCAGGACAGGAACUACGCCGAGGAGUGGUCGUCAAACGUCACGCACGGUCUGUACGAGGAGCCGUCGUAUGUGGCUGAUGAGGUCUGA